Manduca sexta (tobacco hornworm) is the source of this 1221-nucleotide messenger RNA. It is a transcript of the gene Syx5, whose product is annotated as syntaxin-5. The transcript is spliced from 3 exons. Gene Ontology annotation, cellular component: SNARE complex; endomembrane system; Golgi membrane. Lineage: Eukaryota; Metazoa; Arthropoda; Insecta; Lepidoptera; Sphingidae. The coding region runs from base 99 to 1181 and encodes 360 amino acids. Gene Ontology annotation, biological process: endoplasmic reticulum to Golgi vesicle-mediated transport; vesicle fusion; intracellular protein transport. Gene Ontology annotation, molecular function: SNAP receptor activity; SNARE binding. The record is from RefSeq and is a predicted model, not a curated record.
CUCUUUGGCAACAAUCAUCUGGCAACACUGUUUAUGAGUGUCGUGUUGUGAGCUGGAAGUUUUAAUUUCAUAAUUUUAAAAAAUUAGAUUAUAAUGCGAUGCUACCUCGGAGGCGAAUUAUUGGAGGUGUGACUGAAAGGCCUUUAGAAAGUGAAUUGAACUCUUACAGUAAGCUAGACAAAAAAGGGCUUUCGCAUACGGAACCAAAAUUUUACCAAAUUGCACCAACAUCGACAACUACUACUCAGUACUUUCAAUUAGAAGGUCAAGAAGACGACAUCGUAUUUAAAAUUCUUGAGGAUUUUGUAUUUGAACCCGUCAUGGCUGCAAGAGACAGGACUAAUGAGUUUAUAUCGACUGUGCGAAGUCUUCAAGGUCGAACGCUUGCUAGACCCACUGUCAGAGAUGAACGAAAAGCAGUGAUACUUGAAACAUAUUCUCAGUUCAUGAGUAGUGCAAAAGUUAUCAGCAAAAAUAUCACCAGCACAUAUGCAAAAUUAGAAAAGUUAGCCUUGUUGGCAAAAAAGAAAUCUUUAUUUGAUGACCGACCUACAGAAAUACAAGAAUUGACAUAUAUAAUUAAAGGUGAUCUCAAUUCUCUAAACCAACAAAUUGCCAGGUUGGGUGAGAUGCCUAGAGGGCGCCGAAGUAUGCACAGUCAUUCCUCUAGUGUGGUGCUUGCUUUACAGUCAAGACUUGCCUCUAUGAGCAAUCAAUUCAAACAGGUACUGGAAGUAAGAUCCGAAAAUUUGAAACAUCAAAAUAACAGACGUGAACAAUUCUCUAGAGUGACUCCUGUAAUUAAGGAGAUGCCUAGUUUGUUACAAGAUGAAGUGAGCAUAGAUAUGGGUGAAACAUCUAGCUUGCAAGCCCAACAAGUAGCACUAAGAGAUGAUAGUGAUUUGUAUGUGCAGCAGAGAGCAGAAACAAUGCACAACAUUGAGAGUACCAUUGUGGAGUUAGGAGGUAUAUUCCAACAGCUGGCACACAUGGUAAAAGAACAAGAUGAAGCUAUUGGCAGGAUUGAUGCUAAUAUACAAGAAGCUGAAAUGAAUGUUGAGGCAGGUCACAGAGAAAUAAUGAAAUAUUUCCAGAAUGUGACUGGGAACAGAGCUCUUAUGUUUAAAGUGUUUGGGGUCUUGAUAUUCUUUUUUAUUUUUUUUGUUGUUGUUAUGGCUUGAAAAUAUUUAAUUAUUAUAUGAUUAUAUGAUGAAGUAGUCA